This is a messenger RNA of Danaus chrysippus (African queen), 639 nucleotides long. Lineage: Eukaryota; Metazoa; Arthropoda; Insecta; Lepidoptera; Nymphalidae. The record is from the annotation of a GenBank genome assembly.
AUGUCAUCCUUUCACGAAAGGCAAAAGAAUUUAUUUAACACUUUGAAAGAUGCUGAAGAACAGUGUGGUUACACAGUAAAAAGUAAUGCAGAUGAAACAAAUUUCAAUGAGAUUGAUAGACGUACGUAUCAGAAAUUAAAACAUGAGAUGAAACAGUUCCGUAGAAAAGAGAGUAUAUUCAAAAGACAAGAGGCGACCCUUCGUCAAUGUUUACGAUCUAAAACACAGCCGGAUUAUAUUAAGAAUCCACAAAAAUGGGAUUAUUACACACUAUCCGAUGUAACCCCAGAUCAAAUGUCUGACAAAACGAACACAGAAACAGCUCUCGCAUUUAUUCGUGAAAUGGAAGAACGUGAAGAAAAUAAAAAUAUGGAAGUCACAGAUGACACUGGGGCUGUAUUUAAAAAACCCGUUUUUAAUAUAUCAAAAACCAUUAAAAUUAAACCGGAGGAAAAACAACAACCUGUAUAUAAGAGUAAUAAAAUAAUCAUGCCUGAAUAUGUAGUUGGUGUGUCAGGCAAGAAGCCGAGCAACAAACCAGUAAUCAAAAAUCAAACAAUCACAGAAGAAAAAAAAGUGGAAUUAAAACUUAAUCAUCUUUAUAAUGAUGAUGAAGAUGAAUGUGAAGAUUUUACAUAG